Symbiodinium pilosum is the source of this 495-nucleotide messenger RNA. The record is from the annotation of a GenBank genome assembly. NCBI's taxonomy places the organism in Eukaryota, Dinophyceae, Suessiales, Symbiodiniaceae.
GACCACAACCGAUUGACCAUCCCGACUCCCGACAACCUGCGGGAGAUGCGCCAAGCGACAUCGCUCUUCCGCUCUAUAUACAGGAUGUUCCAGAAGAAGCUUUGCACGGCGCAGCCUGCGGGUGCGGGGCAACCUGCUUCGUCUUCGGCCAUUGUGCCAGGAUCUCCAGUGGCCACGAGUGCAAACAGCAACAUCGCAGCAGAUAUGGCUGCCAGCUCAGUGGAGCUGGGGGAGCCUCAGACGUUGUCCUUAGAGGCUCUCGCGACUCCUUUUGAAGACUUGAAGAUGCCAAGGAUCAAGAACGACCUAAUCAAGCAUGAGCAUCGUGCCAAGUUUGCGGAGCACCACCGAGCUUGGCUUCGAUUCGAUGCUUACUCUCGGGUGGCAAUGGCCCUGGGCAUCAACCAGAUGCUGCAAUCGAUGUCGUACUUCAUUGCCGGGCCGGUGCAAAAGCACAGGCCUAGCUUUGCCUUGAUCACCGUGAUUGGAGUUCAG